Molecule: messenger RNA, 4647 nt
Organism: Cylas formicarius (sweet potato weevil)
Lineage: Eukaryota; Metazoa; Arthropoda; Insecta; Coleoptera; Brentidae
Product: trans-1,2-dihydrobenzene-1,2-diol dehydrogenase-like
Exons: 5
Coding region: 92-1099 (335 amino acids)
Molecular function (GO): nucleotide binding
Source: RefSeq, a predicted model, not a curated record
UUACUUGGUGCAGACGUGUAACAAACACAUCGAACAAAAUUACCGUCGACUUCGGGGCCCGUUAAGUUGGUUUUUAUUUUCCGCCGUUAAAAUGGCCUUAAAAUGGGGAGUAGCAGGUGCCGGCAGGAUUUCUCAUGACUUCGUAACGGCGGUACAAACAUUCCCGGAAACGGAUCACAAAUUUUUCGCUGUCGCCGGUAGAAAUAAAGAGAACGUUGAGAAAUUUGCUAAAGAACACAACAUUCCAAAACCGUACUAUGAUUAUCUUCAUCUAGCCGAAGAUACGGAUGUUGAUAUUGUUUAUAUUGGAAACUUAAAUACUCAACAUUUCGAAUGUACCAAACUGAUGCUUGAACACGGAAAGCACGUGCUUUGCGAGAAACCGUUCACAAUGAACGAAAAGCAGACCAGCAGAUUGGUAACCAUAGCGAGAGAGAAGAAACUUUUUCUAAUGGAAGCGGUUUGGUCCAGGUGCUUCCCAGCGUAUCUCGAAGCCAGAAAAAUCAUAGACUCUGGGGCCAUUGGAGACGUGUUGUUCGCAUCAGUUCAUUUCGGGCACGCCUUACAACAUGUCGACAGACUGAGAUCGAUGGAUAUGGGAGGCGGUGCCAUUUUAGACUUGGGAAUUUACAUCCUGCAGUUUCAGCAAUACGUCUUCAGGGGACUGAAGCCGAUUAAAAUAGCCGUCAACGGUCAUAAAAACAGUUGGGGUACCGACGAAUCGGCCGGAGCCGUAAUUACUUAUCCGGGUGGUAAGAUGGCGGUGGUCAGUACUUCCGCGAGAGUGACUUUACCCAACGAGGGAAUCAUAGUCGGAACAAAAGGAACUUUGAAAUUACCAACCUUCUGGUGUCCAACAAAACUUAUCACUGCUGAUAAAACUCUGGAGUGGUCAUUGCCCGAAUCUGCAGUACCAUUUUUUCAUACGAAUAGCGCAGGUCUAUCCUACCAAGCUGAGGAAGUCAGGCAAUGUAUCAAACGAGGAGAAAUCGAGUGCAAACACAUGACGCACGAGGAAUCAAUUGAGUUGGCGCGACUCAUGGACACGAUGAGAAAAGAAGUGGGAGUUAUUUUUCCCGAGGAUUCUCAGGAGUUUUAGAAAGUAUACCGGUUACGAUAGAAAAAUAUACGAACCAAGUCAGUGUGUCAGAUUUUGCCAAUAUAGAGCAAGGCAAAAUUAUAUUUUGAAGAAAAGCAAUGCGAAUGUAUGAAAAUAUAUUUGUUUAUGACAAGUUUCACAAGUUUACCAGCUUCCAUAAAUUAACGCACUAAAAUUUAAAAAAAAUUCUUGAUCCUUUUUACUUUACUUUUGCUUUACUCUACUUUAGCGAUAUUUUGGAUUUUUAAAAGUGUAUUUCUAUCACAUGAACUUUAAGUUUUGUCACCUGUUAACAACUUUUCGCACAUUUUACCAUUUUAAGGACCUUAACAAUCUAAAAUAGGAAAUUGCAAACCAUGGGGGCCAUUCAACCGUUUGGAUUUUAUGGGGAGUCAAAGAUGCAACAAUGACAUGUUUGAAACGUCAUUUUACUUUUGACAACAGCAGGUGUUUAAUAUUUUGAAAUCAUAAAGUGCACAUCGAGGUAAUACUCCUUUUUCCAUUUAACUUUUUUCCAAGAUGGCCCUCUACCAGCAUUUUGAAAAUCAGAUCUAUCACUUUUAUAUCAAGUAGUAGGGUCUUUUAUUAUUUUUUCAUUUGUUUAUUUUUUAUUAUUUUAUCGUUUUUUUGUGGAUUUUAACCAUCAACUCGAUUUAUUUCUGACUUGCUUUAACUAAAUUUAUCCAAGGUUUGGCGAAGGUUCUGGCCCUCGUGCCCCACUCUCCACUCUCCAAUUGUAUGUUAAAAACGCUACUUCUUAGAAACUAUUUUUCUAUCGAUUACAUUUUUUUUUAAGAUUUUCGAAAGCUCUGACUUGAGGCUAAAUGCAUAGAAUUAUCCUAAAAAUAACACUUUUCAUAAAUUAAUCAUUAUUCGGUUAUGAAAAUAUGGAAUAGCUUUUUUUAGAAUUUUUGAGCGGUCCAUUUUACCCCUGCACACAAAAGGCUAAAAAUUUACAAAUAACCAGAAUUCAUAAGUUAAUUUCAAUGGUUAUUUAAACAUUUCAAUAGUUAUUCAAUUUUAAACAAUAAUGAAAUAUUUCUAGUCAAAUUUUCAACAACGCCGAAUAUGUUUUUAAUCGAUAAGCAAUUCAUUUAAAAUUGAUUCGAAACAAAAAACAGGCAUUAAAUCAUUUGAAUCGCAUAAGUUUAUUUAUUUAUUUCAAAAUUGGUCGGUAGAGAAAACAUGUCCAUAAGCAGUUUUGGUUAGUUGACCUGCUGAUUGAUUACUAAAAUUUGAUUAAAAGUCAGCUCCCACGUAUAAAUUUGACAACAAAAGUAAUUUAGGGCACUCCAGGAUGACAUUACCUGCUGACUGAUUUAGAAAUGUUUGCUGACGAUAAGUUACUAAUCAACUAACCAUUUUGGCUGACCGCAUACAUUUUUUUUUUACAAAAGAAAUACUUUGCUAACCGGUUAAAUAAUACCCUUUCUAAUGACUACGUAAUAUAAACGGUAUUUAAUAUCGCGCAGUAAACAGUUACUUACCCUCAUCAAAACUCUCCAUAACACCACAAUAUUUGAAAACCAAACACAUUCAUAAGAAACGUCAAAACGAAUUAGCCGCUGCGUGACAGUUGUAUGACGAGCACAUGAGAGUCACGGCAUGCCAUGGUUUUUAAAAUGUUUUAUUUCGGCCAAAAACUUUCAGUUUCUGCGGAUCAAUUUAUUCAAUUAUGUCUCCCUAGAUUCCCUAAGUCUGUGCGACUGUGCAAAAUAUUGUGCAUUGACUUUUAUAAAAUGGUAAAGUGCUUAGAGUUUUGGAACUAUGUCACCAGUUUCAGUGGUGGAGUUUGGCGAAUGAAAUAUAUUCUGCGUUUAAAGUAAAAGUUAGCUUAUUAAGUUUCUUUGCGUAUUUGUGGUAGAAAUGUAAUCAACAAGUAUAUAUCAUGACCACCGAAAAAUUAACAUUGAAAUAUCACUGAUUAAAACAAAAAACUUCGAAACUGGAUUAUUCCUCAACAAAACUAAAUGAACAAUUGGAAAAAUGAAAUUUUAUUACAAAAUACCGCAAAAAAAUUAAAUAGAUCCAAAAAAACUUUUUCAAAAUCUGUCGGUGCUUAUUUCCAUUCCUCUUCAUUUUAAAAUAAGGCGGUGACGAGAUUUAAUGAUAAUAAUCUUUUUUCUCACGGAUCCGAGUCACUUCGGACAUUUCCGGGAAUUUACCGCACGGGUUUGGGAGCAAUCGGAUGUUUUCGAAGGUAUUUCCCACGCCUUGAAUUUUGACAUUUGUCAAUUCUGAAGUUCAUGUCAGUGAAUGCGUGUUGUUUGGCGAAAAUGUAACCAAAAAAGAGAAAAAGUAUAGUACGCAACACGUUCGGUAAACUUUUUAAGUCACUCGUUUAUUAAACACUCGCACCACUCGUAUCAAAUAUUGCAUAAUAUACUAUUAAUAAUCACUAAUAAUCAAGUAAAAAACAUCAGUCUCGUUUUGUUUCCUACAUUUAUGUCGCAAACCAUGAUGGUAAAAUUAUAUCUUAAGUGCCUGAAAUGAAAAGGGGUUGAAAAGCCUAAAUAUUCUUGAAAGAGUGUAGUAUCAAGUUAACUGAACACUAAACUUUCAAUAUAAACAUUUUGGUCGUAAUCAGAAAAGUUUUUUGUCAUAUUUUACUUAGUGAUGUUAUAAAAAUAUUUAUAAUUGUUAAUAUUAUAUGCUUCUAGUUAUAUAGGAUGCAAUAAAUUUUAAUUUUUUGACGAAAAUUUUGAAAAAUAUCUUGUAGAGUUCUUUCUGAUGUUGGGUUUACCUUGAGCCGUCUGCGUUGCUAUUUAAAUAUGACCAUUUCAUCAAAACAAUAUCAGAUAUCGUCCGAAGUUUAUGAAAUUUGGCAAAACCAAAAUAUAAAAUUUCCCAGAGAGUGUUUGAACCUCAAUAUUUGAUUAUUUACAAUCAGAUGGCUAUGGUAAAUUAAAUAAAUUAAUCACAAGUCUUUUGAAUUCCUCAAAAUAAAUUAGAACUAAAAGUUCAGAUUUUCACAUGAUAAUUGUAUCGACAACAAAUCUUUCUUUAUCAGAUAUUGUCAUGUGAAAAUAUAUAAUCUCGUGAAGAUCUGAACUUUUAGUUCUUAUUUAUUUUGUUAAAUGGACUUUCACAAAGUAAAAGCCACCUCAGUUCAAUUUUUGAAUUCCUCCUGAAUCCAUUUAGAGCUUGACAGCUUGUUGGUUAAUUGUGGUUAGUUGUUGUAGUGGUACUUUGUCUAAGAAGUCAUACCUGUAAAAAAAGUAAAUAACUUUCGACAUUUCAAUGUACAUGUAAAUUCUACAAGACACGUGAGUCUUUCAGAGAUAUUACAAAAUUAGGAAUUUUAUCAGGUCACCAGUGACAUUGUUGACACGCGACAGUUCCAUUAGAUGAAGAUAUUGCUUUAUCAGGAAAAAUAAUAACUCUAAUUCUCCUUGAAUGGGACAGCAAAAAAAAAGCUUUUAUUUUUAAUGAGUGAACUUCUUUUUGUUAGAACAAAUUACAAAUUUUCCGUUCCACGGUCCUGACUCAUCAUUUUUUGCGACAAAAAAAUUUAGAAUUUAUAGGUAAAUUUUAGGACAUUUAGCUGA